UCCAACAAUAGAGAGCUGUCCAUCAAGACUAUUCAGCGGGUCGACAACUAACCCGAAGGCUGUAGAUCCAAUUCCGAUAUCAAAAAUUCUCAAAUCCAAAAACUUUUGAUUUUUUCCACACAAAAGAAAUCAAAUUCUUAAAUAUUAAAUUAUCAAUUUCAGAUCUCCUCUCAAUUCCUCUGUAAAUUCAAAAGAAUUUUUUCUUGUUGAGGAAAUGAUCGCAAUACCGUACUUGACAGCUUUAUCAACGUACUUUAGCUAUGGAUUAUUAUUUGCUUUCGGUCAAAUCAGAGAUUUCUUUCGUAAAAUUCUUGAUUGGUUCUACUCCAAUAAGAAUUUUCAGGGUUAUGCUCCAAUCUGUUUAGGACUUGAGGAUUUCUAUAUUCGUCGUCUGUAUCUUCGGAUUCAGGACUGCUUUGGGAGACCAAUAUCUAGUGCACCUGACGCUUGGUUUGACGUGGUUGAGCGUUACUCGAAUGACAAUAAUAAGACACUAAAACGAACCGAAAAAGUUAGCAGAUGCCUUAACUUGGGGUCCUACAACUAUCUUGGUUUUGCUGCAUCCGAUGAGUACUGCACUCCUCGAGUAAUUGAGUCAUUGAAGAAAUAUUCUCCUAGCACUUGUAGUACCCGGGUGGAUGGAGGAACAACAGCAUUGCACAAUGAAUUGGAGAAGCGUGUUGCAGAUUUUACUGGAAAGCCAGCAGCUAUAGUUUUUGGAAUGGGCUAUGUUACAAACUCUGCGAUACUUCCAGUCCUGAUGGGGAAGGGUAGUCUGAUUAUCAGUGAUUCCUUGAACCACAACUCUAUUGUAAAUGGUGCACGUGGAUCUGGAGCUACUGUACGUGUUUUCCAACACAACACACCCUAUCAUCUGGAAGAAGUCUUGAGAGAACAAAUUGCGGAUGGACAACCUAGGACUCACAGACCAUGGAAGAAAAUAGUUGUAAUUGUGGAGGGGAUAUACAGCAUGGAAGGCGAACUUUGCAAGCUUCCUGAGAUUAUAGCAAUUUGCAAAAAAUAUAAGGCAUAUACAUACUUGGAUGAGGCCCAUAGCAUUGGAGCAGUAGGCAAAACUGGAAGAGGAGUUUGUGAGCUCCUAGGAGUGGAUACUGCUGAUGUGGACAUCAUGAUGGGAACUUUUACCAAAUCAUUUGGCUCGUGCGGCGGAUAUAUUGCUGGAUCAAAGGAACUCAUCCAGUACUUGAAAUACACUUGUCCGGCCCAUCUUUAUGCAACAUCAAUCUCACCACCAGCAGCAGAACAAAUUAUAUCUUCUAUUAAAGUUAUUCUUGGGGAAGACGGCUCAAAUAGAGGUGCCCAAAAACUUGCCCGCAUACGUGAGAAUAGUAAUUUUUUUAGAUCAGAAUUGCAAAAGAUGGGCUUUGAGGUUCUUGGAGACAAUGACUCUCCUGUAAUGCCAAUUAUGCUUUACAAUCCAGCCAAAAUUCCUGCCUUUUCAAGGGAGUGCCUCAAAAAGAAUGUGGCAGUUGUGACAGUGGCUUUUCCAGCAACGCCAUUGUUGUUGGCUAGGGCACGCAUAUGCAUAUCUGCUUCUCAUACCAGGGAAGAUUUGAUUCAAGCUUUGCAGGUCAUUAGCGAAGUUGGUGAUCUUGUGGGUAUAAAAUACUUUCCAGCAGAACCAAACAAGCAUCAGGAAGAUGCAAAGAUUGUGAAGUUGGACUGAGUAAGAGUAACUAAUAUUCUUUACUUUGAUUAAUUUGUUGCUUGCAAGCAAGUGAAUAGGAGCAAGGAUUAAUGAAGCUGGACUAAGUACGUUGCAUUAUAUUUUUCUCUUGCCUCGGAACAAUUGGUAGUUGACCUUAAGUAUCAGCGCCUUUAUCAAAAGAUCCUACCAUUGGACUGUUAUACUUGCAGUGUAAGGUAUUUUCUUUCUUUAAGUGGAUCUAAGUUUUGCCUAUGACCCGCCGCUUACUGGAGCUUGUAUUUCCUUUAAUUUUAUCUUGUGAUUUUGUCCUCCUUUUAUGAUGAUAUGUACAUAUGUAGUUGUACUCUGAUUUAUGAUUUACAUUUGAAUUUGCAUUUGUUUUA
This is a messenger RNA of Mercurialis annua (annual mercury), 2052 nucleotides long. RefSeq names its product long chain base biosynthesis protein 2a. The transcript has 12 exons. Gene Ontology annotation, cellular component: serine palmitoyltransferase complex. Bases 215 to 1687 code for a protein of 490 amino acids. The record is from RefSeq and is a predicted model, not a curated record. Gene Ontology annotation, biological process: ceramide biosynthetic process; sphingosine biosynthetic process. Gene Ontology annotation, molecular function: serine C-palmitoyltransferase activity; pyridoxal phosphate binding. Lineage: Eukaryota; Viridiplantae; Streptophyta; Magnoliopsida; Malpighiales; Euphorbiaceae.